UCUCUCAACAAAACGUGUUUGACCUUUAACCUUAUUGACUUUUAACAUUAUCGACCCUUGACCUUAGAAAAAUUAAGUAGUGAUUGCGCGUGCGCGAUUUGUAAGCGGGAAAAUUUCAAGAUGGCGGAAAGUCACUCUGCUGAACCGUCAGUCCCUGCAGAUGUAGAUCCGCAGGCCAGCCAGAAUGACAAACAGGAGGAGACGGCGUUAGAGCAGGAACUGGACAACUUAAUCUGCACCACCACCAGGAAGAGGAAGAUUUGCCCCCAGAAGAUAACCAAACAGCUGGCCAAGAAACUCAAGGCCCAGGCUACGGCACUGGAUUACUAUGUCCCAGCGGUGGAAAGUUCCUUAGUCGUACCUGAAGACCACAAUCCAGCAGACGAUCAGAGCCUUGUGGACAGAUGGAGGUACUCAAUGCACACCUUAGGACAGCAAAUCAAGACCAUCCCAACAGUUCUUGAGAAAGCAGAAAGAACUAAGGCAGUACUGCUGGAGCAGCCGGCAGCCGUCACCAAAACUGACAGGGUCCUCUUCAGGCCGCAUAAGGACGAGGCAAAGAUGGCAGCAUCUCUCACACCACUGCGGAACCAGCUGGAUCGGAGCCCCGCCCCCACGCCCUCCCCACGGCCCAACAGAAAACUCCUGCUGGAAGACAAGGUGGCCUCCAGGUCACUCAGGAAAAACACAACCUCUGGCUACAUACUGAGGCCGAAAAACUGAGCCUUCCAACUGACAACAGAUUCAUUAUGUCUAUUGUACAUACCCUAUUACUAAACAACCUGUUGUGCUGUAUCUUUAUGUUAUUUCCAAUUGGUGCAUUUUUUUUACUGUGUAUAAAAAUAUGAAAUUAUUCAUUGAAUAAUACUGGUGGUAGUAGUCUUACCUUAGUCCUUUUUGUGUUUGUUCCUUUCCUAUGUACUGUAUGUGGUUUAACUGUAUCACCAAUUUAAUUCUUCUGUAUUUCUAGCUUGUAUCCACUACUUUUGGCUUACUACACUAAACUGGUACCCAACUCUCCAAGUACAUACAUUGUAAUUUUUAGAGCAGUACAUUGGUGAUAAUAUGUACUUCUCCUAUUUACUAUUUACCUUUUUUUCACAUGUACAUAUACUUCUGUCAACUAGAUAAUUGUAAUUUUCUUGUGGAGCGAAAAAUAGAGUCUGUAUUGUGUAAAGAUUAUGCUUUAGUCAAUUGUAUGGGGAUGCUUUUCUCUCCUUUUAAGUAUAGUAUCUUUACUUAAGCUUUUUCUAAAUUUUAUUUCUAUGAAGUGUCGAGCUACAGCGAUACAUGGCUUUGAGAAAAUUAGAUCUUUCAACUUUUUCUGUCUUCUUAAAUUUUGAAAUACUAGUAGCUGUGUUGAUUUGACAUUGCCGGUACUGUGAAGGGAGAAGACUUACCAUGCCAGUCAAAUUGUUCAGAUAAACUUUUUCAGCUCCAAGAACAUGAAUUGUAUGAUAUUCACACUGAUGAUUGGGUGGAAGAUCCAAAGGUUUUCUGGCAUCUUUGAGAAUCCCGGCUGCCAAGGAAAAACUUGUGUUCUUUCACCAGGUCUGUCUGGAGUUAAGGAAUUCUAUAUCAAGUGGAAUGCUGUUCUGCACAUUUUAAGCAAUGAUUUUGAAGGCAAAAGUGUAUCCUACCAUGUUAAAUUGCUAACAGCUUUCUUCCGUGCCACCUAUCAGGCUGACCUUCCCAUUUACAGAGUGUGUUCUGAUGACAAGUAAAAAUGUCUAACAAUGU
Messenger RNA from Branchiostoma floridae (Florida lancelet), 1740 nucleotides. RefSeq lists its product as uncharacterized. Lineage: Eukaryota; Metazoa; Chordata; Leptocardii; Amphioxiformes; Branchiostomatidae. The record is from RefSeq and is a predicted model, not a curated record. The transcript has 6 exons. Gene Ontology annotation, cellular component: kinetochore; MIS12/MIND type complex. Gene Ontology annotation, biological process: mitotic sister chromatid segregation. Bases 121 to 723 code for a protein of 200 amino acids.